CACACUCAGCAGUAGUGUGAUAGAGGCUCGAGUGAACGGGCCGCGCAUCUCGUUGCCGCGAGCAGUUGUCGUCAUGUUGUUUGAACAGUAGUUACUAGUUGGCCUGAAGAUGAUGACCGACGGCCAGAUGGUGAUGACAGUGUUGCCUACGUUCGCCGGAUUGUCCUACGAGCAGCACUACGAUCCGCGAGGCUCGUACCUGCGCACCUUUCACCACCAGCGGAGCCAGCUCAGGUACCAGCCGUACUUGGUGAGCCACCGCGGCAUCCCCCAGACCACCCAUGUGCCGGCGUUCUCCUCGGUCAACGUCGACCCUCGGCAGACGCUGCUCGACCUGAGCAGCGGGCCGCCCCUGCAGCGGACCGAGGCGAUGGCGCCGCGGCCCGAGUCGCCGCCUGAGCUGGAGCAGACGAGCACGCACGUCUCCCGACUCUACCCUGAGAUCUUGGCCAUCAUCUUCAGCUACCUCAGCGUCAGGGACAAGGGUCGGGCAGCGCAGGUAUGCACGGCGUGGCGCGACGCGGCCAACCACAAGUCGGUGUGGCGGGGCGUCGAGGCCAAGCUGCACCUGCGGAAGCCCUUCCAGGGACUGUUCCACAGUCUGGGCAUCAGGGGCAUCAAGAGGUUCCAGGUGCUGUCGAUGAAGAGGUCGCUCAGGGAGCUCGUCUUCCAGGUUCCCAACGUGGAGAGUCUGAAUCUGAGCGGAAACUACAGCGUCACCGACAUCGGCCUGUCGCACGCCUUCCAUGACGCGCUGCCCUCCCUGACGCAGCUCGACCUUUCCUUGUGCAAGCAGGUCACCGACUCGAGCUUGGGACGAAUCGCGGAGAACAUGCGCAACCUGGAGGUGCUGGAACUGGGCGGGUGCUCGCACAUCACCAACACCGGCCUGCUGCUGAUCGCGUGGGGCCUGUCAAGACUGAAGCGUCUCAACCUGAGAUCCUGCUGGCAAGUGUCGGACGGUGGAAUCUCGCACCUCUGCGGCAAGGGUCUGGCCGACGACUCUGACGAAGACGAUUACUCGUCGAGGGCCGCGGCGUCGACGUACAACAUCACUCAGCAUUCUCCUCAACCGGACAUGCUGGGCACGCUUAAACUCGAGUACCUCGGUCUGCAGGACUGUCAAAGGUUGACCGACGAGUCGCUGAGGUACAUCUCGUGCGGCAUGACCAACCUCAAGUCGAUCAACCUGAGUUUCUGCGUGUCCAUCACCGACAGCGGCCUCAAAUACCUGGCCAAGAUGCCGACUCUCAGGGAGCUGAACAUGAGGGCGUGCGACAACGUCACCGACACUGGAAUAAUCUACCUGGCGGAGUUCGGCUCGUCCCUGACUUCGCUGGACGUGUCUUUUUGUGACAAGAUCGGCGACGUCGCGCUCAACCACCUUUCGCAGGGCAUGACCCUGUUGAGGACCUUGUGCCUGAGUGCGUGCCGCAUUUCGGACGAGGGUCUCUGCCAGAUCGCGAGCAGUCUUACUGAAUUAGAGGUGUUGCACAUCGGACAGUGCAACAGAGUGACAGACGUGGGUGUCAAUAAGUUGGCGGACAGUUUGCAGAAGUUGCGUGCGAUCGAUCUGUACGGCUGCACACACGUUUCUCAUGCUGCCCUCGACAGGCUGCACAGCCUGCCCAGACUCAAAGUGCUCAAUUUGGGUCUAUUCCACGUUAGAUGAGAUUAAGUGACAUUUUCCACGUACGGUUCAAUCAGUUCCUUUAGUUGAAAUUCGACUGCUGGGCUUGCUGUUAUAAUUAUUCAUUAAUUAUUUCGGCUUUGGAUCUGGGUCGUUCAAAAUACGGAGUUCGUGGAAUUGCUCAUAUCAUGUUGUGAUUUUCCAUCGCCCCCGCCCCCUGCUCCCGCCCCAAUCGCUGCUUUUCUUGAACGGAAUGGAGCUAUUUUUCUCGUGGAGGAAAACCAAAAGUUGAGCGCAGUAACCAUGGUGGUGCUUGUUCUGUAAAAUUAAGGGGAACUAUUGCCUGUGAUAACGAAUUAAAAUUUUUUAUGAACACGCGAUCGAUUUGUCAACAACCCAAUGCUGGAUUUGACUGAAUUUUCAUCUAAAAAGAUUCACCAUGGUUACACUUAAUAAGGCUAAGCUUAUUUGCCGAUUGAUUAAUUGAUUGGCCGCCCAAUUUAAAAAAAAUUAUUUAUGAAUCAACUCAUCCGCACGGACUUGAUUGCUUUACAGAUCGUCGUCAUUCUCUAAUGAUCUCCGAUUCUCGAUUUCAAAUAAUGCUGCUGCAAUAUUUCGUGUGAAUAGGAAAUGUUUCAUUUGUCAAAUACUUUGUGCCAUAAAGUUCGUAGACUCAAGGUCGAUUUUGUGUUCGUAUGAUUACAAGCUUAUGUACAUUAAUUUUUUAAUCAGCAAUUUUCGAAUCAAAGCGAAUAACCAAAACCACCCAAAACAAUAAAACAAUACGUAAUUUUGUAAAAGGUAUUUAAGAACAUGGCCUACGGAAAAACAGCCAAUGUCUCAAGCUACGAGCUGUAUCUAGGAUGAAAAAAUGAAUCGUUAAUGUGCAUUUAUUAAUUAAACGAAACGGGAGUCCAAUCACUGAUGGUUGAUAUGAAUUGUGAUUAUAAAAAGUGUGUAUACUGGAAUGCGAGGAAUGCGUUUCUAAUGUUGUUAUUAUUGUGACAUGUGCGAGGAUUAAAGGUGCUUUCUUUUCUUUUCAUGACAGUUUUAGAUAUGACAAAUUUUGUUACAGAUUCCAUCGAUGCAACUGUUAUUUACACAAAUUGUUUUACAAGCGAUCAUUGUGAAAAAAAUAAGUGUUGAUUAUCAAUCAGCCCAACUUUUGUCUUAAAGACGUUGUGUUAUCUACAUGAAUGAAUGUAAUUAAAUAUGAAGUGUAAAUAACUAAAGAGGAAAACUACAUAAAAAUAAUAUUAUAUCUCAAAA
Molecule: messenger RNA, 2899 nt
Organism: Cloeon dipterum
Lineage: Eukaryota; Metazoa; Arthropoda; Insecta; Ephemeroptera; Baetidae
Product: F-box/LRR-repeat protein 14-like
Exons: 1
Coding region: 110-1672 (520 amino acids)
Biological process (GO): SCF-dependent proteasomal ubiquitin-dependent protein catabolic process
Cellular component (GO): SCF ubiquitin ligase complex
Molecular function (GO): protein binding
Source: RefSeq, a predicted model, not a curated record